AUGGCGUUUAUGAUGAAGGUUGAGUCUGAUAGAAACCAGCCCAGUAACCCCGAUGCUGGGCCGAUUUCCUGGCCUUUCUUCUCAAAACCAACAUGGACGCAACUGGACACUCAAGGCAUGAUAGUCACUUUGGCUCGUCGUGCUGAUGUGAAGACCAAUAUGCUAUCAUGGGAAACUAAGAACUUGGCUAAUGAGAAGAAUUAUCUCAUCGAAGCACACAAUGUCCAUGCCAGAGAUAUCAAUACACUCAUUAAAGCUUGCAGUAGCGGAAAGAAUGAACGCCCACUAGGUCUCAAACACCGUCACAAACUGACAACUAUGGCUCACCAAAUGCUACUGCCCUCGUCAAGUUAUGUUCUCUACGCCGGAGGCCGCUCAACGUAG
Clonostachys byssicola is the source of this 384-nucleotide messenger RNA. Lineage: Eukaryota; Fungi; Ascomycota; Sordariomycetes; Hypocreales; Bionectriaceae. The record is from the annotation of a GenBank genome assembly.